This is a messenger RNA of Betta splendens (Siamese fighting fish), 6291 nucleotides long. Its product is annotated as protocadherin alpha-C2-like. Lineage: Eukaryota; Metazoa; Chordata; Actinopteri; Anabantiformes; Osphronemidae. Gene Ontology annotation, biological process: homophilic cell-cell adhesion. Gene Ontology annotation, cellular component: plasma membrane. Gene Ontology annotation, molecular function: calcium ion binding. The record is from RefSeq and is a predicted model, not a curated record. The transcript has 4 exons. The coding region runs from base 730 to 3546 and encodes 938 amino acids.
AGAAUAAGUGCAGGUGUGCAUUAAGUUCAUACAGGAUAGAUGCAUAUUAGCGUUACAAAUCAAACUGACUUAUGAUUAAAAGUAUAAUAUGUUGUGUUCUUUCCCCUUAUGUGGAGUAUAAAAUGAGAUGCACGUGAUGCUGGGUCGAAUUUUAACUGGCGAAGUUCACUGUUCAUGGUCCUGUAUGUCCCAUAUGUUUGGAGCUCGACGUGGUCAAUUACUUUUUUAAAUGUAAAACCAUACAGCUUUUAAUCAGUGGAAUUAUGGUAUAUUUGUCAGUUUGGGAUAAAUAUUAUACAACAAUUUUGUCCAAGAUAGAAUUCUUUAGAUGUUUAAAUAAGUUACAAAGAAGGCGUCUCAUCAUAGAAUGUAAUGUCAUUAGCAAAGUUCUACAAUAUUAAAGUACACAAUAAAAAAAAAAAACAACUAAAUUUGUAUCAAGUACAGAAAUAGCUGUUUCCCUGCAGUGAAUCAUCAGAUCGCAUGGUGUCAGUGUGUUAGAAAAUUGCCUGCUGCUUCUUGUCGUCACCAGAUUUUAGACCCACCUCUUUCUACAGAAGCUUUGCAGUUCGAACGCGUCUCUCUUGCGUCUCGGUUUUGGAACACUGGUUUAUGUUUUAAACGAUUUUGGGGGAGAGCGAACACUUGCUCAUACAGAUGUGUUGGAUCGGUUCAUUGCAACGGGAUAAUUAAUCAAGUGAGGCGUGGACAGUAAUUUGGUUUUUAAUCAUGAAACAAAGCGGGUGCGACACAACGAGGGCGAGAAGACGCUGGAUCGGUUUCAUAGUUAUUAUGCUUUUGUGGACUAAGGCUUCCGCGCAGCUGAGAUAUUCCAUUUCUGAAGAAGUACAGGAAGGAACUGCGGUUGGAAAUAUAGCGAAGGAUCUUGGAUUGGACAAGAACACGCUGAGAGACAGGAAGUAUCGCAUUGUUGCUGGUGCUACAGAUCCUUUUUUCCAGGUAAAUCAGAACGAUGGCAUCUUGUACGUCAGCCGCGUGAUUGACAGGGAAGAGGUCUGCGAGCGUAUCAGCACAUGCACGAUGAACCUUAAAACGGUGCUCGAAAACCCUCUGGAGGUGCACUAUGUAGGAGUGGAAAUCCUAGAUGUAAACGACCAUUCGCCCAUCUUCCCCGAGGAGGAGAAAACGCUGGAAAUCUCUGAGUCUGUGCCGCCUGGUGCGCGCAUUCCGCUACGACCGGCGCGAGAUCCCGAUGGCGGUCUGUUCUCCAUUCAGCAGUAUAAACUUAGCUCAAAUGAACACUUUCGUCUUGAGGUUAAGGAUAAAGGGGAUGACGGCAAAAUACCUGUAUUAAUAGUGCAAAAAUCCUUAGACAGGGAAAUUACAGGAAGCCACUCAGUACAGCUGACGGCAGUAGAUGGAGGGAAGCCCCCGAAAUCAGGCGAAAUUAAUAUCACAGUGAACGUAUUAGAUGUGAACGAUAACGGACCCGUUUUCUCAAAAGAUGUUUAUUCUGUCAUGCUCGAUGAGAAUUCUCCGGUGGGCAAAGUAGUGAUCCAAGUGAACGCAACGGAUUUAGAUGAUGGUCCAAACGGAGAUGUGGUUUACUCGUUUAGCAACAGUGUGAACCCUAAAUUAUUCAGUAUCUUUGAAAUACACCCAUUAACAGGUGAGAUAACUGUGAAAGGUCUAAUAGACUACGAAGAAAAAGACAAAUAUGAAAUAGAAAUUCAAGCAUCAGACAAAGGUUUGGCUCCACUGGCAACUCAAAAGAACGCCAUUAUCAAGAUAGUUGAUGUGAAUGACAACGCACCUGAGAUUGAAGUUACCUCAUUUUCAAACUCAAUUCGUGAAGACUCCAGACCUGGAACUACAGUUGCCCUGAUAAGUGUAAAUGAUCAAGAUUCUGGUCUCAAUGGAAAAGUUAUUUGCUCAAUUAAUGACGAUGUUCCCUUUGCUUUAACACCGUCUCUACAGGACAGAAUGUAUUCAUUGGUGACCAGGUCACCUCUGGAUAGAGAGCAACAGUCACACUACACCGUGACAGUAGUGGCAAAAGACGCUGGACAUCCGUCUCUCUGUAGUGAAAAAACAAUAACUAUCAUGUUGUCAGAUGUGAAUGACAACAGUCCAGAGUUUUCACUGAGUCCUUAUACUUUUUAUAUCACUGAGGGAAAUGAUCCAGGAGCUUCAGUGUUUUCUGUUAAAGCUUCAGAUCGUGAUGAAAAUGAUAAUGCUCGUGUUUCAUAUCAUAUAUUAAGAGAUGGACGUGAUGAAAAACAAGUUACUUCAUUUUUGAACAUCAACUCUGAAAACGGAGACAUUGUGGCGUUGAAAAGUUUUGACUUUGAGACCCUGAAGACGUUCCAGUUCCAAGUCGUGGCCUCAGACUCUGGAACUCCGUCACUGAGCAGCAACGUCACAGUGAACGUGUUCAUCCUGGAUCAGAACGACAACGCUCCAGUCAUCCUGUAUCCAGUCAGCUCCAACGGUUCUGCUGAAGGUGUGGAGGAGAUUCCCCGCAAUGUGAACGCAGGACACUUGGUGACUAAAGUCAGAGCCUAUGACGCUGAUAUAGGAUAUAACGGCUGGUUACUGUUCUCACUGCAGCAGGUCACUGACCACAGUCUCUUUGGCUUGGACCGCUACACAGGACAGAUCAGAACACUGCGCUCAUUCACAGAGACAGACGAGGCUGAGCAUAAACUGCUCAUACUGGUCAAAGACAAUGGCAACGUCUCACUCUCAGCAACAGCUACUGUGCUGGUGAAACUGGUGGAGCCCAAAGAGGCUUUUGCAGCUUCUGAUGUCAAAAGUUCAGCAAAACACGAUGAGGACAAUAAUGUGACUUUCUACCUGAUGAUAACUUUGGGCUCAGUUUCAGCACUUUUCCUCAUCAGCAUCAUUGUGCUGAUUGCAAUGCAGUGCUCAAAGUCCACAGACUAUACUUCUAAAUAUCUGCAGGAGCCUAAUUAUGACGGGACACUGUGUCACAGCAUCCAGUACAGAUCUGGAGACAAGCGCUACAUGUUAGUUGGACCCAGGAUGAGUGUAGGAUCUACUAUAGUCCCAGGAAGCCACGCAAACACUCUGGUGCUUCCUGACAGAAGAAAAGUGUCUGAAGAGCCCAAGGCACCAAACACAGACUGGAGAUACUCAGCCUCCCUGAGAGCAGGAGGUGUAAUGCAGAGCUCGGUGCACAUGGAGGAGUCCUCAGUGAUGCAAGGUGCCCAGGGUGUCCUGGUUCAGAACUGGCCCACUGUUUCAAGCGCUGCUGAUGGUGAAGGGGGAGAGGUAUCGCCCCCAAUGGGUGCUGGAGUAGACAGUAACAGCUGGCACUUUCGCUAUGGCCCGGGUGGACCCGGUGCCCCCCCACAACACCUGAAACCUGGCGAGGUUCCCCCAGAAGCCUUCAUUAUCCCUGGCUCCCCUGCAAUAAUAUCCAUCAGACAAAACCAGGGAGGAGAGGACGACAAGAGCGAUUUCAUCACCUUUGGAAAGAAGGAGGAGGCCAAGAAGAAAAAGAAGAAGAAGAAGGACAAGAAGGACAAGAAGGAUAAAGGCAAGGAUGAUGGAGACGAGUAGAGAAGCAGAGCGAGAAAACAGCAGUGGAAACGGGCAAAGUGUUAAAACAGAGGUGCCAACCAGAGUCCGCUGGGUAAAAAGAACAUGUGAAAAUGACAGAACUUUCAAUUUAAUUUCCACCUACAACCUUUUAAUUUCUGUUAUGAAGCUGGCCUUACCAACAUUUACUUUACCUUUAGUCCUACCAUGGGGUAAAUUAUUGACCUUGCCUUGUUACACUAUAAAUUGAAUGAUUUUGCUCCCUCCCCUAUGUGCCUCUAAACCCUGAGUCAACAUGUUGGGCACAGUUUAAUAAGAAAGGACUAAUAACUUGAAUCGUUUCUGCUUUAACCCAACGGGCACGUUGGAACCUCUGUCUUACCGCCUUCCCAACUACGAUAUGUAUACCAUUCUCUCUGAGAGAAGAUGAAUACUUUGUAUGAACAACGAAACGCUCUGUGCCAGUCAAGGAAAAGAAUGACAAAGAAGAUCGAGACCGAUGUAUGCAGUCUGGAGCUGGACACACACUUCUUGUAAAUAGCACAGAUGAGUCACAGAAACUAUGGCUAACAUGAAACUGCUGCCGAUUUUUCUGGUUAAUACCGUCAGUGUUUCCUGAAAUCUCAAUAAGACCACAUGCACACGCGCAUGCUCACGCGUUCAAAUGUGCAAACACAAAUGCACACACACACACAUACACACCAUGACCGAGUGGACACAGACAGCAAUUGAGACCUUCAGAGAAGGAGCAAAAGGAAAAGCAGAGAAAGUCAACUGACAUCAAAGAAAUGUGCUUAAAACUAGACACUGCAAGCUUUCCGCGCCGCACAGUCGCCACCGCGGUGCACAUAUGUACAUGGACUCUCUCGGGAGGUGAGCAGCAUCCUUUGAAAUCACUCUGCAUUUGCUCGCUGCAUUGGAAGGACACAGAGAACUUCAUCUCCAGCCAGAAUCCCAACUGAAGGACUCGGAGAGCCCCGGAAAGAUGAAGAAAUGGGGUAAAAAAAAAAAAAAGAAAUGUGGCGACGUGCAUUCUCCUGAGGAUCACAGAGGGGAGAGACCAGUUGAGCUGGCUUGUGACUCCACGUUCAGUCAGUGGACUCUGACGAAACCUUACACCUUCUCUUCUCCCCCUGCUGCAGCAAAAGCCAAAUGCUUUCUGCAUUGAAUGUUUGGUAGAAACCAGUCCUUACCUGAAACCUUGAGUUUACAACCGAACCAUCCUUCUCCCCCCACCUGCCUUUCCCCUCUGCCACCCAUUCCACUGACUACAUGUGGUGAUAAAGUUUAUAGACUGUUUUCAUUUAUUCUCUGAAGAGAUUCACUCAAACAAACUCUGGCCUUUUUGUUUAUCAUCAUAGCUUUAACUGCUUUUGCAUGUCGAGCCCACCCCCAUUCACCCUCAGACACUGCCCUUACCCCCUUCCCUCCGAUCUGGCCCCGCUCCUGGCCUGCUCUGAACAUUGUGGUGUGCUGAAAGCAGCAUGGAGUAAUGUGGACGAGGCCUGGAGAAGCCCAGUCGGCUGUCUACGUCCCUGAACCCUCGUAAGAUGUUUCUCUAAGUGCACAACGGUUCAGUGCUUUUAACUUUUACACUGUCCAUUUUCUGUCUGUAGCCAUUUAUGAGAGGGAGCCGGGUGGGAUAAGGCAGAUCACAGAGUAGGAGGGUUGGGGACGCAGGUGCUGUGGGCUGUCCCUCCUCCUCCACAUGCAAGAAGAGAAAAUUAUUUUCCAAAUUGAUUGUUUAGGAUCCUGGAGUCUCAUAUUAGCUUUUAUGUACGCUGUAAAUGUAGCGUAGACUUUUCAUAGAUUGUCUCUACAUUAGUAACUGAAAUCUGCUAAACUAUGGGCGUCUAGGGAUUCCCAUCUGACAGCUAUAUCCCACCAAUCCCCUCUCAGGAGGUUUUGAAAAUGGGGGCACACGUAUGCCUCGAGACUUGCUUCUGUUGGUUCCCCCCCCUUGCCUGUAACUUGUUGCCACGUCUCCAGACUUGUGCGGCUCAGUAUGACGUCACUCCAUUAAGUGGCUGCUGCAUGUACUGCUCUAAGGAAACACAUACUAUAUAGAGAAAUAUAUAUAUGAAUAGAUAGAUGGCUAUGAUUUUAUUCUUUUGUAUUAUCAUUUUCUUCAUGACUCACACAGAAGAUAUUUGUAUGUACUUCUGUCUCUGCCAAACAUCUAUGUACUACAAUCUUCACUCUCCACAGAUGUUGUAUGGCAUCCACAAAACCUCUUUAGAUAUUUGUAAAUGCUAUAGUGUGAUACCUUUUAAUGCAAUUUCAUUAUUUUUCUUUUACCAAAUAUGAUUUUUUUUUUGCUUUUGAGAAAAAGUAAAGCAAAAAAAAAAAAAACACUCUGUGUCUGGCUUUGACAUGACGAUCUACUAGCACUGUAAUAUUGUAACUGAAAUAUGUAUGAUCCUAUGAUGAGCUAUCACUUCCCUUUCACUAUUAAAAAAAGGCAUAAAAAUAUUCCAGUGUAAUAUAAAAUGUAUGUAGUGUAUGCUAUUGUUUAGUGGGCGUUCAUGCUGUCAUUCUUUCCCAAUGUAUGGUGGUGAACUAUGGUGGCUAUGUGCUGUCCUUAAUGGAUCAGCCCGGAUCUGUUGUAAACCCCCUUUUUGUACACCUGCUCAUCUACUGUGACAGUGAAGUAGUAAGUUACAUUUAUUUCAUUUAUUUUCUGGCUUUUUUUAUUUUACCUAAAUGGAUACAGUGGUAAUGUGUUUUGUUUAUAAAUCACCAAUAAAGUUUUCUUUCUUAAAAAUA